Rangifer tarandus platyrhynchus (Svalbard reindeer) is the source of this 345-nucleotide messenger RNA. Lineage: Eukaryota; Metazoa; Chordata; Mammalia; Artiodactyla; Cervidae. The record is from the annotation of a GenBank genome assembly.
CGGCAGCGGGAGCAGCAGCAGAAGCAGCAGCAGCAGCAGCAGGAGCGGGAGCAGCAGCAGGAGCGGCAGCAGCCGCAGGAGCGGCAGCAGCAGAGGGAGCAGCAGCAGCUGCGGGAGCAGCAGCAGCUGCGGGAGCAGCAGCAGCAGCGGAUGCAGCAGCAGCACAGCGAGGAGCAGCAGCAGCAGCACGAGCAGCACGGGCUGCAGCAGCAGGAGCAGCAGCAGGAGCAGCAGCAGGAGCAGCAGCACCACCCAAUGCAGCAACAACACCCAAAGCAACUGCAGCAGCAGUUCCAGCAGACACAGGGAAACCAGCAGCAGCAGCAGCACUAUUGUACGCAGCAA